Messenger RNA from Apis dorsata (giant honeybee), 1000 nucleotides. RefSeq names its product ADP-ribosylation factor-like protein 4C (gene Arl4). The transcript has 3 exons. The coding region runs from base 163 to 786 and encodes 207 amino acids. Lineage: Eukaryota; Metazoa; Arthropoda; Insecta; Hymenoptera; Apidae. The record is from RefSeq and is a predicted model, not a curated record. Gene Ontology annotation, molecular function: GTP binding; GTPase activity. Gene Ontology annotation, biological process: vesicle-mediated transport; intracellular protein transport. Gene Ontology annotation, cellular component: cytoplasm.
GAGAAAGUGGAGGAGAUCAACCGAACGAUCGAUCGUGGAGGGAAGGUAGAUAAGGGGGGAAGCUAAAUGCCAGUUAAAAGAAAGGCGAGGAAGGAGGGUUAGAGGUGGAAAAGUGGUGGCGAUAGGAAGGAGGGAGGAAGGAGGCGGUGAGGAAGGGGAGGAAUGGGUGCCGGGAUGGGCAGGAGCGGCACGAGCGGCGGCUUCCUCGAGGCACUUCCCACGGGAACGCCGCUCCACGUGGCCAUGCUGGGCCUCGACAGCGCCGGGAAAACCACCGCGUUGUAUCGGCUCAAGUUCGACCAAUACCUGAACACAGUGCCCACUAUUGGCUUCAACUGCGAGAGAAUCCGUGGUGGCAUCGGGAAAGCGAAAGGUGUGAAUUUUCUCGUAUGGGACGUGGGCGGGCAAGAGAAAUUACGACCGUUAUGGAAGUCUUACACCAGAUGCACGGACGGUAUUAUCUUCGUGGUCGACUCGUGCGAUGCGGAACGGCUCGAGGAGGCCAAAAUGGAGCUGACCAGAACGGCGAGGAGCCCGGAUAACGCCGGUGUGCCCAUUCUGAUCCUAGCCAACAAGCAGGAUCUGCCAGGUGCCAAAGAGGUGGGCGAAUUGGAAAAGCACCUGGGCGUGCUGGAAUUGGCGGGGAUGCCGGGAAGCGCGUGCAUCAGAGUGCAACCGGCGUGCGCGAUCACCGGCGAGGGGCUUCACGAGGGUUUGGACACUCUUUAUCAGCUGAUACUGAAGCGGCGCAAGCUCGCGAAGCUGAACAGGAAACGGGCCAGGUAGGCCAGGGCCUCGGAGGACUGCACGUGCGUCUUCUGAUUUUGCAAGUCGCGGACAGUCUCUCCUCUGGGCACAGCCACGCCUUCCACGGUGUCUUCUUCCUCCCCGUCGCGAUGCCGCGACGCCGAGGUGCUCGAGUGAACAACGGAACGCGNCGUCAACGUCCCCACGAACAUUGCUCGCUCAUUGCCCGUGGACAAAGUCGUCUCGUUCGUUC